CUCCAUAAACACUCAUUAUAACAACGAGAUCAAAAUACUGAACAUCAAAGCAUUUUUUCGUCUAAAUCGAAAACAUCUUACAACACUCCCAAUUGAAGGAGUUCAACACACGUAGUUGUUAUUCAAGAAGAAAGAAAAGGUUAAUUCAAUUUGCGCUCACUCUUUCUUUUUGAUCAUCCAUUAAAAGUUUAAAUUCUCAUAAAAUACAAAUUCGUGUCGAUGUUGUUUUUUUCGUUAUGAGUCAUCCACAGAAAAAAACUAAAUUGUCACUUCCGAGACAUAACCAGAAUCAGACUCGCAAUGCAGAUACGAUGGCUGGUCCAUCAAAUGCAGAAUCAUCACCGGAAAUAUUCAAAUUGAACAUCGAUUGCUUCGAUGAAAUAUUUGAAUAUUUGAACGUGAAAGACUUGUAUUCAAUUGGUCAAACAUGUAAGCGGAUGAACAAAGUGGCCGGCGAAUAUUUCAAAGAAAAUCAUUCACUGGGUAGAAUGUUAUGCGAAAAAGAUGGAAUUUACACGAUUUGUUGGCAGAAUAAUCACAAAAAUCGUCCAAACGAUAAACGCUUUCUUAUAUCUGGUUUCAAUAAGUUCAUGCCGUGCAUUGCUAAUAAUGGGUACGGCAUAAUUAAAUAUAUUGAAUCGCAUGGCAGUGAAUUUGAGUCAACCAAACAUAUAAGUCUUAAUGGCUUACGCAUGAAUAACGAAAGAACUAAGCAUUUUAUACGAUUGUUGCCUCAACUGGAAAUUGUGCAACACCGAGAUUGUUGGUUGACCGAUAACCUUCACAAAUUGAUGGCGGAGCAUUGUCAGAAUUUGAAGGAGAUUUAUGUUCAAGAUUCGGAUGCCAGUACCUGCGACUGGCUAUCACAAGAAUAUCCCAAACUUGAACGUUUGGAACUAAUGCCGCGUAAUUCUUGGGCAUUUAACGAGCUACGUGAAUUCUUCGUACGCAAUCCCAAAGUGCAGAGAUUCUCAACAAAUUUAAUUUGUCUGUGGGACAACGGUGAUAUAUUUUUAAAUUCCAAUGCAAAAUUGGAUGUAUUGGAAGUCAAAGGUUUUUACUCACCGUAUUGCUCAAAUAGGCAGCGGACGUCAAAAACACCAUUGGAAUUAUUAAAUCGACUCCAUGAACAAGGCUUCUAUAAGCGUCUAUACAUUUACAUCGAUAAAGCUGAUAAAGAGUUAGGCACUUCAUUUCUCUCACUCAAAGGUCUCGAAUUAUUGUGCAUUUCGUGGCUUUUUGAGAGUUAUAAUUUGUGGUUACCUCAAUUGAUCAAUCUGAGAGAAUUAAUCAUUAUGAAUGCAAUGUAUGCCAGGGAUAUGGAGAUUUUUGCAAAUGGCCUGACAAAACUCGAACGUCUUUACAUUGUUCAGGCUAGCAUCGAUCACAUUAUGCCAUUCAUUCGUCGUUCACCAAAUUUGAACAAAAUCAAAUUCAUACCUGGAAGCAGAGGUGUAGUUUUGAAUUUGGCAAUGUUGAAUGCAGAACGCGCCAUGUUGAUCGGAGCUCGAAAAAUAACCAUUUAUACGCGUGAUGAUGUCUUCUUGGCUACAAAAUGGACGAGCAGAAACGGAGAAACAAAUUUGAGCUUAAUCGAAAUGAGACGCGCGGAUUCGAUUGAAUGGAAUCCUCAAUAUUUUCCUAAGUAAUGUUGUAAUUUUUUAUUCAAUCAGAUCAAUAUUGUAUAAUUGAACGCUCUAGAAUAAAAACAACGUCUAGAGCGUUCAAUUCAUGAUAAUUUUUCAAUUUACGAAAUAAAAUCUAAGUAAGUAAAUUUUUAAAUAAAAUCCAACCAUAUAAGUUUUUGUGCGCCUUUUUCUCCUCCAAAAUGUAAUUUAAAGUACAAUAAACUUUAGUGUUAAGUUUGAUACAAAUGUUAAUUGAU
Contarinia nasturtii (swede midge) is the source of this 1885-nucleotide messenger RNA. RefSeq lists its product as uncharacterized. Gene Ontology annotation, molecular function: protein binding. Lineage: Eukaryota; Metazoa; Arthropoda; Insecta; Diptera; Cecidomyiidae. The record is from RefSeq and is a predicted model, not a curated record. The transcript is spliced from 3 exons. The coding region runs from base 237 to 1649 and encodes 470 amino acids.